AUGAAUUUAGCAGAACAAAUUGCUUUGAAAAAAAAUGAGUUUAAUAAGCAUAUGGAAUAAAGAGAUAUUAUAUAAGAGAUGGAUGAUCAUCUUAAAAAUCUGCAUGAAUCAGAAGAUGAUAGAUCAUUUUAUUAAAUGCAAUUUGAUUAAAAAGAUAUUCAAAAAAUCAUAACUCUUAUGUUAAAAUAUUACUCUAGAUAGGAAGGUUAAACUUAUUAGACUAAAAAAUGUUUCUAUUUUUAUAUUUGGAAAUAUUUUCAAAAUUAGGAUAUUUUUGAAAAAAAUUGGGAAAGUGAAAGAAAAUAUUUAGAAAAACAAAGACGUUAUCCAUAUAAAAAUAUGAAGAAGCAACGAAAAUUUAUAGAAGAAUAGAUUUUUGAUUUAGAAAGGAAAACCUUCUUUCAAUAUAGAUAAAAAACAAUUUUAAUCUAAUUAUUCAAAAAUGCCGCUCGAAAAGAGAGAUUAAUCAAAACAAUAGCAUUUCAUAGAUUCAUUAGAAAUGCUGCUCUAAUUAAUUAUGCAAGCACUUCAAAAUAUAAUACAAAUUAGAAUACAUUUAAGUAAGCUGUUACUUAGAUUCAAUAAAAUCAUAUUGUAUAUUAAAAAGAAAAUAAAUAAAAAUCUAGAUCUAAAUCACCAAUCAGUAAUAAUAAUUCAAAAGUUUCCCUAACAUCUAAAUCUCAGAACUCCAGAAACAAAGCUGUUUUUAGAAUUUUGAUUUAUCUCUAAAAAGUAGAUGAUCGAUUAAAAAAUAAAGUUUAAAUAUAUUUUUAUAAAUGGAUUAAGAUAAUAAUGCAUAUAAGACAACUUGAAUAGAUUGAAGAGAUUAAUUCAAUUAAUGUUAUACUAAACCAAUAAGUUUUUAAAGAGAGUGUAUUAAGAACAUAAAUUUAAUUAAUUAAAUCAGAAAUAGAUUCAAAAACUUAUCUAGCAUAAGAAUUACUUAAUUAAUUAUUAAAAUGA
Molecule: messenger RNA, 963 nt
Organism: Paramecium sonneborni
Lineage: Eukaryota; Ciliophora; Oligohymenophorea; Peniculida; Parameciidae
Source: the annotation of a GenBank genome assembly